Molecule: messenger RNA, 864 nt
Organism: Funneliformis caledonium
Lineage: Eukaryota; Fungi; Glomeromycota; Glomeromycetes; Glomerales; Glomeraceae
Source: the annotation of a GenBank genome assembly
AUGUCUGAACCGGCAAUUUUUAGGUUAAAAUGUGCCGUUCAAAAUUAUGAUUGGGGGAAAAUUGGAAAUGAAAGUAAAGUGGCACAAUUCGCUCAAAUUUCAAAAGACUUUGAAAUUCAACUUGAUAAACCAUAUUCCGAGUUAUGGAUGGGAACACAUUCAAAUGGUCCAAGUGUGUUAGCAAAACAGCCAACACAUUCACUUAAAGAGAAAAUUGAAUCAGAUCCAAAUAAAUUACUUUCAUCGGAAAUUUCUAAAAUAUAUAAUGGAAAUUUACCAUUUUUAUUUAAAGUUUUAUCUGUACGCAAAGCUCUUUCUAUUCAAGCACACCCUGAUAAAAAGCUUGGAAAAGAAUUAUUCGAAAAAUUUCCAAAAAUUUAUAAAGAUCCAAAUCAUAAACCUGAAAUGGCCGUGGCGAUUACAGAAUUUGAAGCUUUAUGUGGUUUUAGACCUUUAACAGAAAUAAAAUCGGUCCUUGAAAAAAAUCCCGAAUUUACCGAGCUUAUUGGAAAUGAAGUUUCUUCUCAUUUUCUAAAAACAAUUGAAGGAAGAGAAACUUCUCAACUUAUAGAGGAUAUUGAAUUAAACAAAUCAGCACUUCGUGAAUUAUUUAGCAAAGUUAUGACCACAAAUGAAACGAUCGUUUCUCAACAGGUUGAUAAAUUAAUUAAAAGGGUAAAAUUGGAUAAUGAAACUUUUACAAAAGGAAGUAUUCCUGAACUUCUAAUUAGAUUAAAUGAUCAAUUUCCUGGUGAUGUAGGAAUAUUCGGUGCUUUAUUAUUAAAUUAUGUAAAAUUGGAUCCCGGUCAAGCCAUAUUUUUGGGAGCAAAUGAACCUCAUGCUUACUUAUCCGGAGGCAAGUGA